Messenger RNA from Colletotrichum acutatum, 2258 nucleotides. Its product is annotated as cytochrome P450 52A11. The coding region runs from base 226 to 1911 and encodes 561 amino acids. The record is from RefSeq and is a predicted model, not a curated record. Gene Ontology annotation, molecular function: heme binding; iron ion binding; monooxygenase activity. The transcript has 5 exons. NCBI's taxonomy places the organism in Eukaryota, Fungi, Ascomycota, Sordariomycetes, Glomerellales, Glomerellaceae.
GCGCUGGCGGCCACUGGGUUCCAGACUGAAAGGGUGGACUGCUCAUCCAUGCUCCUGCUGAAACGGAAUCUACACAUCCGAUGCAGGCUGGUAUGAGAACCACCGCCCUUUAUAUCCAUGACCACACCCAGUUGCCAAUUUUCAGCCGCCUCUGGGGGUCUGCAUCCGAACUUACUUUGACUUUCUGGCACAGAUUCGCUUGGGAAUAGAGAGUGAUAUCUCAUCAUGUUAAGUCCUUUGUCUGUGGCGCUUUUGGCGCUACCGGCGCUUCUCUUGUACCUAUACUAUGCACUCAGCUAUCGCCGGCUGAAGCAGUACGCUCACUUCCCUCAGCUGAAGCCUUCGGUGGUAUGGGGUCAUCUCAAGGCCAUAAACGAACAUCAUGUGAAGCGCAACGAGAAGGACUCUCAACUCGAUCCCACCAUGGGAGAUAUGCUCGAGGAAAUCGGUAAUCCUCCCAUCAUGCUUCUCGACCUUCGUCCAGUCAGCCGGCCUCUGCUGGUCAUCCGAAGCCAUGAGAUCGCGGAGCAGGUAUCAAGACAAUCAAAGAUGUGGCCCUACAGCGCACCGAAGUCCGACACCAUGAUGUAUCUCACACCGCUGCUAGGUGAGAAGUCAAUCGUAAUGUCUCAGGGCUCCGGAUGGAAAGACAUGAGAAAACACUUCAACCCUGGCUUCGCUCCCCAGCACCUCAUGAGUCUCAUGCCAGUGAUCUUAGAAAAGACACAGACUUUCCUCGCAAAACUUGACGAACUGGUUGUUACGGGUGAGGAGUUUGAGCUGGAGCCGUUGUGCACUAAUCUUACGUUCGAUAUCAUUGGCGCCGUGACGAUGGAUGUUGAUCUCAAUGCACAACUUCCAGAAGAUCAACAGGGAGACUUCAUUAAGGGGUACAAGGAGUUCUUGACCUCGUAUAGGGAGGGCAGUGGUAUACUCAAGUGGUGGGAGAAUCCGCAGCUGGGCAGGAAACGAAGGCGACUUGCCAAGUCUUGCAAUGUCUUCCUCGAGGAUGUCAUUCGUCGCAAAUUCAAUGAUGUGAAGCAGGACAAGCGGUCAUCUAGCCGCAGUAUUCUAGCUCUCAGCUUGAAAGACACGCAAGUCUUGACACAGGAUAUCAUCGACGGGACAAAGGAUCAACUGAAGACUUUCAUGUUCGCAGGGCAUGAUACCACCAGCAUCCUCUUGCAAUGGGCCUUUUACGAGUUAUCGCGGACGCCCCGAGCAAGGAAGAGCCUUCGAGCCGAACUAGAGAGCCUCUUUGGUCAGGACUUGAGCCCCGAAGUUGUCCGAGAAGCUCUACUCGCUAGGGGCGAGGAGAUCACACAGAAGAUGAUCUACACCUCGGCAGUCAUCAAGGAGAUUCUGCGCCUGUACCCACCAGCCGGAACUGCGCGCCUCUGUCCGCCGGGCGCAAACUUCCACCUGCAGUUGCCAGACAACAGCAGCCUCUGCGUCGAUGGGAUGGUCCUGUACAACUGCGCCACUCUCAUCCAGCGAGACCCUGACGUUUACGGAAGUACCAAAGAUGAUUUUGUACCCGAGCGAUGGCUCGGAAACACGGACACGUCGAUGGCGACGAACGACGAUGAGAAGAUGGGCAUCGGUAAAGCUGGCGAGAACGAAAUUCCUGCCGCGGCAUGGAGACCCUUUGAGAGGGGUCCUAGGAACUGCAUCGGACAGGAACUUGCCAACAUCGAGGCCAGAGUGAUUUUGGCUAGUGUCGUUGGCAAAUAUGUGUUUGAAAAGGUCGGUCUAGGAGAGGCUACGCUGGACGAGAAGAACCGCCCCAUCAUCAAUGAAAAGGGGCAAUACAGGUCCAAUACACAGCUUUACAACACGAGACAAAUUACGGCCCGACCGGUUGACAACAUGAGGGUCCGAGUGAAGCAUCAGGACCCAACGAGAGCCUGAGAUGUUACGGAAUCGUUGACGAGGUCUAGAAACAGCUAGUCUGCCGUGUAAGCAGAUACUGAACUAUCGAGGCGUCAGCUUGGUGUUAGUCUGGUGUUUUGACAAUGCCAGAAAUUAUAUACAUACAUGAGUUCAAGUUUGUUUGGUUAGAGAUAUGUUCAUAAACUGUAUCACGAUUCCUCGACUUAUGAUUUCAGCGUCUAGGCGCCAGGAACUUCAUCUCGUUUUACAGAGCGUUGAAUGGUGAACUCUACUAUUGGACAUUUGACAUUGAAUUUGGAAUACAAACUGGCCCUGGAUCUCACUCAUAACGUAACAUGAACUUAGGUGUAAAUUGUACUUGAGAG